AGGAGGGUCUAGCCAAUGAGCGGGCUGGACGGGGAGGGGGCGGGGCUGGGCUGGCUGCGGGGCGAAGCGGGGACCGGUCCCGCUCGGCUCCGUUCGGCUCCGUUCGACACCGCUCGGCUCCGUUCGGUUCCGUUCGUCCCCGCUCGGCCCCGCUCGGCCCCGCUCGGCAAUGGCGGGGCGGGCGGCGGUCCCCGCCCGGCCCCUCGGGGACGAUUUCUCCUUCGUGAGCCCGGUGGCCAAGUGAUCUCCAUGGUGAUGGUGGCCGUGGGGGUCUACGCCCGGCUGCUGAAGCACGCAGAGGCGGCCAUGGCGUGCCUGGCGGUGGACCCUGCCAUCCUCCUCAUCAUCGUGGGCGUCCUCACCUUCCUCAUCACCUUCUGCGGCUGCGUCGGCUCCUUGCGGGAGAACAUCUGCCUGCUGCAGGUGUUCUCCGUCUGCCUGACCAUCAUCUUCCUCCUGCAGCUGGCGGCCGGUGUGCUGGGCUUUGUCUUCUCUGAUAAGGCACGCGGGAAGGUCAGUGAGAUCAUCAACGGGGCCAUCGUGCACUACCGGGAUGACCUGGACCUGCAGAACCUCAUCGACUUCGGGCAGAAGGAGUUCAGCUGCUGCGGGGGCGUCUCCUACAAGGACUGGUCACAGAACAUGUACUUCAACUGCACGGCCACCAACCCCAGCCGCGAGCGCUGCGCCGUGCCCUUCUCCUGCUGCCUGCACGACUCCGAGCAGGCUGUCAUCAACACCAUGUGUGGCCACGGGAUGCAGGCCCGGGGCUACCUGGAGGCCAGCGCCUUCAUCCACACCAACGGCUGCAUCGACAAGCUGGUGAACUGGACCCACAGCAACCUCUUCCUGCUGGGGGGCAUCGCCCUGGGGCUGGCCCUGCCCCAGCUGGUGGGCAUCGUCCUGGCGCAGCUCCUCAUCAACCAGAUCCGCGACCAGAUCAAGCUGCAGCUCUACAACCAGCAGCACCGGGCAGACCCCUGGUACUGAGCGGCGCUCCCGGGGCGUUCCCAGAGCCCGGCUCCGCGGGGAGAGCCCGCGGGGCUCCCCUGGAGAACGGGGAAUGCGGAUCCGCAGGGGGAUGCGCGGGGCCCCGCACACUCCGUGCCUUGGGCAGCCGCUGCUGGGCUCGG
Messenger RNA from Prinia subflava (tawny-flanked prinia), 1133 nucleotides. It is a transcript of the gene TSPAN33, whose product is annotated as tetraspanin 33. Lineage: Eukaryota; Metazoa; Chordata; Aves; Passeriformes; Cisticolidae. The record is from RefSeq and is a predicted model, not a curated record. Gene Ontology annotation, cellular component: plasma membrane. Bases 16 to 990 code for a protein of 324 amino acids. The transcript has 8 exons.